This is a messenger RNA of Choloepus didactylus (southern two-toed sloth), 4714 nucleotides long. It is a transcript of the gene HMGCS1, whose product is annotated as 3-hydroxy-3-methylglutaryl-CoA synthase 1. The record is from RefSeq and is a predicted model, not a curated record. Gene Ontology annotation, molecular function: hydroxymethylglutaryl-CoA synthase activity. Gene Ontology annotation, cellular component: cytosol. Gene Ontology annotation, biological process: acetyl-CoA metabolic process. NCBI's taxonomy places the organism in Eukaryota, Metazoa, Chordata, Mammalia, Pilosa, Megalonychidae.
GGCUGAGAAACAUACUACCUAAUCUGAUGGGACACAGUUGGGACUAGAUUCUUAAUCUAUUCAUCCUAGUGCCUGGCAUGUGGUUGAUGUUCAUUUGAUGUCUGCUAAGUGAGUGUAGUUAGAAUAGUAAAGAAGCUAAUCUGCUUUCAAAGUUCACAGGCUUCAUCUUUGUAGGGUUUAUGGUUGUGAGUGUUGUGUGCACAUAAGAAUGAUUGUAAAAUCAACAAUAUUCUCUUCUGAUUCCAUUUGGUCACCCUAAAUGUUUUGGUUUAGGAUCUGGGAACAGUUGAAAUCGACCAUUUGCCUUGAACAGCAGCAGUAUAGAGCCAAUUUCCUUAAAUUCCUGGACAUUAUUUGGUGGUACAGCUCUGCAGCUCAUUUCAAAAGUGAUAUCAAAAAGAACUAUUUACUGUUGAGAGCUGCUACAUGUAUUUUAACAGAUUUGUUCUCUAGUUGUUAAGACUCCAAAAUCAGCCCCUCAAAAAAUGGCAAUUGAGUACCCUUUACUAGCAAGGUCCUGAAGGAAUUUCAAAAGAAUCAAAUUACAGCCCCUUUCGCAGCAAGAGUCUAGGAAUCUAGUAUAGAUAUAGAUAGGAAUGCCCACCCAUUACUUGUUUCCCAGCUACUAGGAUAUGAAGACUUCAGUGUGAAUGACAUACCCCCUAUAGGAGUACAGGGCCUUUGUGUGGUUGCUUUAGGAAACCUUCCUGGGAAGAGGUGACUUACAGCAGGGCCUUGAAGUAUUAGUAGAAUCUCUGAUAGGGAAACCAGGUACUUUGAUGGAGCAAGCAGUGACCUCCACAUUUUUUAUGUGGAGAAGUAGACUAGAGUGUACAGGCAUAGCAAGGGCCUUCUGAAUAGCAGUUUUUACUUGCUUGGUUCUAGGGAGGAUUGGUUGCCAGCUCAUUCUCAAUUUCCUUGAUUUCUUUCCUGUAACAAUGAAAAAAAUCAUCAGGUAACUUCUUAUCAUUUCUCAUAUACCAGAUGUGUACUGGAUGAACUUCUCUGACCACUUGUUUGAAUCAAGAGAAGGAAGAAUUCAGAAGACUGAAUAAACCCCAGAAGAGCCCAAAUAUACCAGUCAGGGAGGGAGCUUUGAAAAUCUCAUCACUGCCUGAACCUGGUGGCCCCCUAGGCAAUCUCAUCAUUCUUCAGUUGUAAUCUUUGCCAAGCUGGAACGCCUUUAUUGAUUUGCAGUCUCCAAACAUGUUUCUGGUAGCCUGCCUGGAGCUUGGGAUUCUUUAGGUGCUUCCUGACCUAUUUGCUUCCCACUAUCAUUUGCUCUGAAAAGACCUUAUGUUAGAAAGAAGCUGAUGAUCUUGAGGCUUUGGCAGUACAGGUUUGGUGAGAAUGGAGAACCCUCCCAGCAAUUACAGGAGAAAAUGAGAAAAGUGCCUGAAGGAGGAAACAGUGACGGACCUGGAGACUGCAGCUCUUUAUCCCUCACACAGCUCUUUCACCAUGCCUGGGUCACUUCCUUUGAAUGCAGAAGCCUGCUGGCCAAAAGAUGUGGGAAUUGUUGCCCUUGAGAUCUAUUUUCCUUCUCAAUAUGUUGAUCAAGCAGAGUUGGAAAAAUAUGAUGGUGUAGAUGCUGGAAAAUAUACCAUUGGCUUGGGCCAGGCCAAGAUGGGCUUCUGUACAGAUAGAGAAGAUAUCAACUCUCUUUGCCUGACUGUGGUUCAAAAUCUUAUGGAGAGAAAUAGUCUUUCCUAUGAUUGCAUUGGGCGGCUAGAAGUUGGAACAGAGACAAUCAUCGACAAAUCAAAGUCAGUGAAAACUAAUUUGAUGCAGCUAUUUGAGGAGUCUGGAAAUACAGAUAUAGAAGGAUUAGAUACGACUAAUGCAUGCUAUGGAGGCACAGCUGCUGUCUUCAAUGCUGUUAACUGGAUUGAGUCCAGCUCUUGGGAUGGACGAUAUGCCCUGGUAGUUGCAGGAGAUAUUGCUGUAUAUGCCACAGGAAAUGCCAGACCAACAGGUGGAGCUGGAGCCAUUGCUCUGCUAAUUGGGCCAAAUGCUCCUUUAAUUUUUGACCGAGGGCUUCGUGGGACACACAUGCAGCAUGUCUAUGACUUUUACAAGCCUGAUAUGCUCUCCGAGUAUCCUAUAGUAGAUGGAAAACUCUCCAUACAGUGUUACCUCAGUGCAUUAGACCGCUGCUAUUCUGUCUACCGCAAAAAGAUCUGUGCCCAGUGGCAGAAGGAGGGAAUUGAUAAAGAUUUUACCUUGAAUGAUUUUGGCUUCAUGAUCUUUCACUCACCAUAUUGUAAACUGGUUCAGAAAUCUCUGGCUCGGAUGUUGCUGAAUGAUUUCCUUAAUGACCAGAACAGAGAUAAAAAUAGUAUCUAUAGUGGCCUGGAAGCUUUUGGAGAUGUUAAAUUAGAAGAUACCUACUUUGAUAGAGAUGUGGAAAAGGCAUUUUUGAAGGCUAGUUCUGACCUCUUUAAUCAGAAAACAAAGGCAUCUUUGCUUGUAUCAAAUCAAAAUGGAAAUAUGUAUUCACCUUCAGUAUAUGGUUGCCUUGCUUCUAUUCUAGCACAGUACUCACCUCAGCAGUUGGCAGGGAAGAAGAUUGGAAUGUUCUCUUAUGGUUCUGGUUUGGCAGCCACCCUGUACUCCCUUAAAGUUACACAAGAUGCUACACCAGGAUCUGCUCUUGAUAAAAUAACAGCAAGUUUGUGUGAUCUUAAAUCAAGACUUGACUCAAGAACUUGUGUGGCACCAGAUGUCUUUGCUGAAAAUAUGAAGCUCAGAGAGGACACUCAUCACUUGGUGAACUAUAUUCCCCAAAGUUCCAUAGAUUCACUCUUUGAAGGAACAUGGUACCUGGUUAGAGUGGAUGAAAAGCACAGAAGAACUUAUGCUCGGCGUCCCUCUCCAAAUGAUGACUCUUUGGAUGAAGGAGUAGGACUUGUACAUUCAAACACAGCAACUGAGCAUAUUCCAAGUCCUGCUAAGAAAGUGCCAAGACUCCCUGCAACAGCAGCAGAACCGGAAGCAGCUGUCAUUAGUAAUGGGGAGCAUUAAGAUACUUCUUUGAGUUGUAAAGACUUCAGUGUAGGUUGGGGUGGGUGGCGAUAUGAAUAAGGUUGGGGGAAAUGGGCUGUCUUGGGACAAUUUCGAAGGAUUACAUGUUGCCUAAAUUUUUAUGUGACUGACAUGGAGCCUGGAAAACUUAUCGUGUUCUUUGGAAAGUCUUUUUGCUCAAUUUGCUAACUUGCUUCCUAUUGUGGUUUAGCCAAUGCCAAAUGUACUUGAAUAAUGUUAAGGGCUCUGUAAAACUUUAUACCUUUCUGGCUGUUUGUAUGCAUGAAGUUUAGUUUUUUAAAUGUGGUUUAAUGAAUCAUGUGCUUCUGGCAGAAGAAAACAGAAGUACUAGUCUCCAAUUUUAAUUUUUUUAAAAUACAUAAAAAUUUUGUAGUGCUUUGAACAAACAAUUACUGAAAGUUCCUGUGGUUUUUGAAAAAAAAGUUCCUGGUUUGGGGAAUGUGAUGUUAAAAUGUGAUAUGUACAAACCCUGUUUGAAAAUGGCAAGACCAGACAUGUUCUUUUUUCUAAAAUUUAUAAAUGUUGAAGAAGGAGAAAAGAGGACAGUAACACUGGUUCUAGAAAUUGAGUGCUGAUUUAAAUCCAGUCCAGCAGUGACUGGAAGUUAAUUGUAAUGAACUCUGUGAACAGAUAGAUGGUAGCAUUGAACAGUCUUCUGGUAUAGAAAACACAGUACAUUUGGGAGCUGUGGGCAUAGCUCUAGGUCUGCUCCUGAAUCAGUUCUAGGCGGACUUUGCUGAACAACAGAUGUUACUGGGGCUCUAUAUGAGGAAGUUUGUUGUUGUAAUCCUUAGCACCUUAUCUGGAAGGAUAAAUGAAACCUUUUUUCUGGCUGCCCUUUUUUAUUUAAAGCGAAAAGAUCGCUUAUUUUUCAGUUACUUUUGAUGCUUCAGUGUUAUAAAUUCAACUUAAAGACUGACAACCUAAAUUCAUGGUGUACAUGUUCUUUCUUUUUUUGUGGUAUCUGUUCAAUGAAAAUAAGAAGAUCCAACCUAGGUUUUUACAUAGUCUGCCUAGCCAAAAAGAAUAUUCCAUUUCAGGGUCUGGGAGUAGGAUUUAUAAAGCAUUCUCUCAGACUUUCACCUUAAAACAACAACAAAAACUCUCACAUGGGAUGAAUAAGACUAGUUAGACAGGGUUGUAGAUCUUUUUUGGUGCUGAACUAUGACAUGAGCCUUAUAGAUUGUAAAAUAAAGGUAGUUGGAACUAAUGUACAGAACUAAAUUUUUAAAUUUUAUUUGCUGUUAAAUUCUGUGAAGUUUCAGUUAUCUAAAAUAUACUUACACAAAUAUGAAAUGUAAUGUUUCAGAUUGCAAGGUAAUAUGUAAAGUAGUGUUUUAAAAUACUCUUGUCUAAUAUUAACUAGUAGUAUUUUGAUUUGUAUAGUCAUAAUUUGUUAAAAUGACUUCAUUUUAACAUACACUGAUUAAUAAUGUAAGUUCAGAUUUAAAGAUGGGAAAAUGGUGCAUGUAAUACUUUUGCAAAUAUUGGGAGUUUGGAAUGUUUUGAAGGAGUAACUUAACUUUUGGGUGCCAGGAAAUGGAUUUUCUCAAAGUCCUUUGCCAGCAGUGGGCAGGCCUAGUGAUACUGGCACAGAGAAUUUUAACUGUACACUUUACUACCAGUGAGGUGAAUAACCUUGAAAUAAAGUUUUAGAGAAAUACUUCAA